AGCCGCUACACGCACGUAUACGACGUUUUGCUUUGCUGUUAGACUGUAGAAUCAUUGCCGGAGAUGGAUUGUGGGGCCGACGCCGGUAAUUGGCCGACGGUGAUGGUGACCAACGACGACGGAAUCGACGCACCAGGUUUGCGAGCUCUAGUUCGAGUCCUCGUCUCCGCUAAUCGAUACGAAGUUUUCGUCUGCGCCCCUGAUUCGGAAAAGUCAGCUGUUAGUCAUAGCAUUACUUGGCGUAAUGCUGUUUCCGUCAAGGAAGUAGAGAUUGAUGGAGCAACAGCCUUUGCAGUUUCUGGAACCCCAGCGGAUUGUACUUCUUUGGGAAUCUCCAAAGCACUCUUCCCUUCAACGCCUGAUCUGGUAAUCAGCGGCAUUAACAUGGGUAGCAAUUGUGGUUAUCACAUUGUUUACUCAGGGACAGUAGCUGGUGCUCGAGAGGCCUUCUUUAAUGGUGUACCUUCCCUCUCUAUAUCCUAUGAUUGGAUUGGCAGUACAAGCUGUAUUCAUGAUUAUGUACUGGCUGCUGAGGCUUGCUUACCCAUCAUAAAUGCUAUGUUGUCUGAGAUCAAGAAUAAAACUUACCCUCAAAAAUGUUUUCUGAAUGUAGAUCUGCCAACAAAUGUUGCAAAGCAUAAGGGAUAUAAGUUGACCAAGCAGGGCACAAGUAUUGUCAAAAUGGGAUGGAGACAAGUUACUUCUGAGGCACAAGGGGGGAAAAUGUUGUCAACAAUGUCAAUGGAAACAACUUCAUCAACAAACAGUGAAACGGAGGACUCAGUUAUGUCACAAGAACAUCGAUUAUUCAAGAGAGAAGUCAAAGAAGCCAUUGUUGACAACAAUGAUACAGACUGCCGUUCCCUCCAAGAAGGAUAUAUAACUGUCACUCCUCUUGGUGCCCUAUCUCAUGCAGAGAUAGAUUGCCAGGCUUACUUCCAAGAAUGGCUGCCAGGUGUUGCUGAACGCUUUUCUACUUCAGCCUUAUGAUGGAGUUCUCCUUGGGAUCUAUGCAUUUAAGCUGGAAAAGGGUUCGACGCGAGCCAUGCUAAAGACACUCCUUGGAUUCCUUGUGUGGAUAGGGCAGCACCAUUCUCACUGAAUUGUGAUGCUUUCAGGUGGUUCUUUCUUUCCAUAAAGAACACUUAUGAGACAUUUAUGAACCUUCUAUUUCACUAGGUUGAAAACUUAAAAUAGUAUUUAUAAGUUUAUUUGUCAAACUAAUAAUAUUCUGAAUAUUUCAAAAAAAUUAUGAUGCUGUUUCAGUCACAGCACCCAAUUAUGAAUGCUUUAAAAACAUUUUCCUGCC
Molecule: messenger RNA, 1309 nt
Organism: Camellia sinensis
Lineage: Eukaryota; Viridiplantae; Streptophyta; Magnoliopsida; Ericales; Theaceae
Product: Survival protein SurE-like phosphatase/nucleotidase
Cellular component (GO): cytosol
Molecular function (GO): nucleotidase activity
Source: RefSeq, a predicted model, not a curated record